Ostrea edulis (European flat oyster) is the source of this 1145-nucleotide messenger RNA. RefSeq names its product vesicular, overexpressed in cancer, prosurvival protein 1-like. Lineage: Eukaryota; Metazoa; Mollusca; Bivalvia; Ostreida; Ostreidae. Bases 67 to 657 code for a protein of 196 amino acids. Gene Ontology annotation, cellular component: cytoplasmic vesicle membrane. The transcript has 6 exons. The record is from RefSeq and is a predicted model, not a curated record.
GGAAUACAAGAAAUACUGAGCUCUGCGAUCGUUGCUGAUGCUGAGGUGUUUUUAGCAAGAAACUAAAUGGGGUGUUGCGGUUGGAUAUUACAUGUAUUUGGCGUUAUACUAGUGCUUUUGCUGUCAUUCAGUGAGGUCUUGUGCAUUAUUUGCCCAAAAACCGGAGAAACUUGUGACUCCUGCUGUGACGGCCGAUGCUGCGUUGACGCUGAUGAGAAGGUGUCCUACACUUACAGCAUUUCCUUCUGGAACCUCUGGUAUUUCUGGUUUGUUGUAUUAUUCAUUCUGAUGUCUUGUUUCGGAGGAUGUGGCUACUACAAACACAGACAACAAGUAUUAAGUGAGCCACGGGACACUUUCGUAUUCAGAGGAGGCCGCAACGCCAGAAACACACCAGGUUUUGGUACUAGCACUGGCCAACGUUCCACUAAUGUAACAAAUGUUCGUCCGCCCAGGCCUGUGCCCUCACAACCGCUGUCCAUCAGUAUGCCUCCGCCAUAUUCAGAGGUGGUUAAACAGCCAGGAAAGCACUUUGAUGCAAAGCCACCUCCAUACCCAGGGAGAAAACCAGACAUCCCUGCCAGUGUAUCUUCAGGCGGGGAGAAACCGCCAGACUACUAUAAACAAACUACCCAGGGAGAGAUGAAAAAGUUCUGAAGGAUCAGCACGCUCUUUAGCUUUUUGUUUUACAACUCAAUUUUAGCAUUGUAAAAGUAGAGAUUUCUUCAUUACCUGGUAUUCUGAAAGAUAAUAUUUAACAAAUAAUACGACGAGUCAGAUAUGUAUCAAACUUAUUAAGAUGGUUAAAAAGGAUAAAAUCCUGGAUUUAUUAAGGUAGCUCACUACACUAAAGCUUAUACUCUGUAUGACAUCACGUCACAAGAUGGCGAUUUAAAUGUUUUGUGAAAUUACUUGUAUCGAUCGAUUUGUUUGUCUAUCAUCGUAGCUCAGUGGUUAAAGCAUUGGGCUGGUGAACCGCAGAUUUCGAAUUUAGAUCCCCUUGAAUCUUUUAUUCAUAUGUGUUGAAAUAAUUUUUUUGAAAAUCAUGUUUUCAUCCAAAUUUGUAUAUUUUUUGCCUUUUUGGCAUUUACACUUAUUGUAUAUCAUCAUAUCUUUAAAUUAUAAUUAAAUCAAUUUGUACUGAC